GCCAUUAGAAGCACAAACCAAAACACAAAACCAGUAGCCAACAUGAAACAAUUUGUGGUGUUCUUCGCCCUGGUGGCCGCCGUAGCCGCCAACACGAUCGCCCAGCCAGGAUUUCCCGAGGGACGCAUCAUCAACGGCUAUGAGGCGCUGGCCGGCGAGGCACCUUACAUUGUCUCGCUGCAGACCACAGCCGGAUCCCAUUUCUGCGCUGGAUCGCUCAUCUCCGCGAAGUGCAUUGCGACUGCCGCCCAUUGCCUGACCUAUGCGAACUCCCUGGCGGUGGCUGCAGCCCACGGCCGCUCCAGCAAGGAGGACACUCAGGUGCGUCAGAUCAGCAGCAGCGACCACAUCGUCCACGAGAACUACAGCGGCGGCGUGGGACCCUAUGACAUCGGUCUGAUCAUCGUGAAGACGCCCUUCAACCUGAAUGCCAUCGCCCGCGACGGCAGUGCGCCCGUGGCCAGCAUCGCGCUGCAGCCCAAGAAGCUGGAGGGCUCCACCGAUGGCACCCUCUACGGCUGGGGACGCGACAACUCCGGCGCCCUGCCCGAGAAACUCCAGAAGCUGGAUGUGAACAUCAUCGACCAUGUCCAGUGCAAGGCCGCCCUGCCCGCCAACAGCAAAGUGGCCGAUUCGAAUGUCUGCACCUACACCGCCGGCACCUCGGAUGGCGCCUGCAACGGCGACAGUGGCGGGCCACUGAUCAUCCGCUCCACCGACGGCACUGCCUACCUCAUUGGCAUUGUCUCCUGGGGCUACACGCCUUGCGCUUCCACCUACUAUCCAUCGGUUUACACCGAAACGAAUUCGUAUCUGGACUGGAUCGCUGAAAAGGUGGCUGCUGUCGAGAACUAGGCAAUGACCUUUCCUGUACGAGUAUCCAUAAUAAACGAACAUUUUGUGCAUCCCAGAAAGGGUGUGGUAAAGAAA
Drosophila obscura is the source of this 930-nucleotide messenger RNA. Its product is annotated as lectizyme-like. Gene Ontology annotation, biological process: proteolysis. The coding region runs from base 43 to 855 and encodes 270 amino acids. The transcript has a single exon. The record is from RefSeq and is a predicted model, not a curated record. Gene Ontology annotation, molecular function: serine-type endopeptidase activity. NCBI's taxonomy places the organism in Eukaryota, Metazoa, Arthropoda, Insecta, Diptera, Drosophilidae.